AUGAACCGUUCCGAGGGCGCUUCUGAAGCGCCCUCUGCAGCCUCGCCUAGUCACUCACAAGACUCUUCCACGGCAGGACAUGCUCUUACAAGCAGAUCCGACGACAGAUUAUCGCUGCCUACUCCUACACGUCCAACAACGCCGCUUCAAGAGCUUCCCCUUGUCUUCGCUGUGGAAGUCUCUAGUACGAGCGAGAGGGUCUUUCAGCAAGAAAAUAACGCAGUCUCAUAUAUGACCUCGAAGCUUGAGCCCAAGGAGCUAGCACACCAGUCUUACAUCUUACCUUGGGAUCGUCAAGCUCACGACCCAGUACCUGCACAUCUGAUUGAGAGCCUCCAACAUAGCGUUGGAUCAAAUCCAUCAACCAUUUUCGAAAAUUGUAUUAGUCGAAGCUGCCUUGAACAGUCAAAGAUCUGGUUCCUCAUGACGGAUGGUGUAAUUGAAGAGGAGCGUGCCAAUGCCUUUACGAAUAACAUUGCCAAAGCGGGAUUACACGGCACUCCAUCUGUUAUAAUUGUCUUUGGAAACAGGUCUCGCCCUCCUUCUCGAAGCAAGCUCUCAAUUGGUAUGUCUGUCUGUGCACCUUCACCACACUGUGCGGUUCUUUUUCACGACGUAUGGAGCGGCGAGCUAUUCAUCGUUCAAGCCAAAGGAUGUUUCGCUAGUCUGCUUCCCAGGGGGUCUUACUUCAAGUGGUUUAGUGGAACAAAAUGGACCGAAUUUCCCCAGACUUCCUACGAUAGGCUGCUGGGGGUUCGAGUUCCCGAGCCAAUUCGACUCUCCAAAGAUGCAGUGGCCCUGCCUUACUGCAAGGUAUUUGAUAUGAAGUCAAUCUACAACGACUCCAUGUCCGACCAGGAUAAACUUCAACUGGUGUCAAACAACUCUGCCCUCGAUGCGAUGAUGGUAGUUGCCAAAACAAGAGGAGAGGGGUUCCUGGUGAAGCUGUGGAUUGAGAGCCUUCGCAGAACAACGAUAGGAAAGCGCUUGACCAUAGAGAGAGAUGAUGUCGACUCCCGAGGAAAAGUAGUCAUGACAUUCCUACUGAUGGCGGCCGAGCAAGAGUUGAAAGCACAAAAUACUCGCCACAAAGACAUUUGGUCUUGUUUGACAUCUGUCGCGUCUACUCGUUGGUCUAGAUGCAUGCAAAUGCAUAUACCAAGCCACCUGGACUUUAAUCGCUCGUCAGUCCGACAUCAGAACAAGAAGAAUUGGGCCAACUUCGAAGCCAAGGUGGAGAUGGAACGGGCGGCAUUUAGGCGUGUCACCAAAGGUAUACAAGAGGUCCAGUCAGCGAUGGGGAUACUCGAUAGCCCUUUGCCAAGUGGUCCAAGUUUCGCCCAGGCUGAUACCUUUUGGUACCCCGCUAGUGGAAUAAAGACUGGGAGAGACAAUGAGAAGCUUUCAGCAUCUGUUCAACAAACCAAGUUGGACAGAGAAGAUGUCAACAACUCACUAUUUCUCUCUGGCUUCAAGGGCACCCGAAAGCUUGAAAAAGCUGCACGGUCAAGGGCAUACGCCACCUGUCCGGUAUGUCGAGAGCCCAAUUCGAUCCAAACAUUGCUACUACGAACGAGCCCAAAGGACAACAAAACUCCACACCUUCCAUUGCCUAACCAAAGGCUGGAACUGAAGUGUCCCUUAGCGGUGGGAAAUUGCCCAGAGGUCGAUAUCAUUGCUCCAAUUACAUGCUGCGAUGGUUGCGCAUUCCUCCUCAUGAGAGUUGACAAGCGACUCAACCCUCUGCCAAUCAGCCAUCAGAUCGUCGCGGCACUGCCACUUGUAUCGCUUCAAGACAAACAGAAUCGAAGGCUGUGGAGGCAGAAACUCGCAGAGGUCUACAGACACCGCUUCCACGAUAGUACUGUCUUGUCUGUCUUCCUCGCUACCAUCUGCACCAGAAUUGAAAAUGUCCCCAGUCUGGCACACUCAAAAUGUCUCAAGCGGUGCAGAGACGAACUCUCCCGUCUCCCAGGGAUCCAUGUACCGAAAAGCGCCAGUCCAAAGCUCGUCACUAGUCUUCCAUCGUCAGUCGAUAAUGUGGUUCCGCCGCAACAGGUCGCCUUCUUUGCAUGCCUAGGAAACAAAUUCUAUCGAAAGGCAGUUCUAUCGCACCCGGUUGAGGGGUUUGUUGUUCUCGUUCAGCUAGCGGCAUCGAUGAAUGUUGUUAAACCAGAGUCUAUCCGGAACCUGGUUUGGAAGCGACUUCUAUGUCAUUUCAUAGAACAAGAUUUGCGUUUGCGAACUAGUUUUGGGACAGAGUACGCCCAUGCGAUGUUGCGAGAGAUCAUGCAAGAAUCUCGAUCUUCUAGCCAAGAGGGUCAUGGCAAAUUUGUUAUAGCUCUUCCGAAGCAACGCACAUCUAUAUCACUGACUUCGCUGGCCAAUACCUACCUUAUUCCGCCAGGAUCGAGCGCCAUAUCGCACUUCUUUCGCAUAGCCCGCUUCGGGGAAGUAUAUAGUACAACCGAGUACAAUGCAGUGCUAGCUAUGUUUUUACAUAUGUUGGCCAGCAUCAAAUAUCAUAGCGAGGAGGCAACGGAUAUUUUGGAAGAGAUGCAGGGCGUGGCAAAUAAACUUCGCCACGUCGGAGAGGACAUGAGGAGCGUUUUUGAGGAUCCAACGUCUGUUGACGAGCCUGGAGCUGCUUAUGUUAUUGCUCAUUUAGAGUCUUGGUUGAAGGACAUUGUGUUAAGGAACUAA
This is a messenger RNA of Fusarium oxysporum Fo47, 2703 nucleotides long. RefSeq lists its product as uncharacterized. NCBI's taxonomy places the organism in Eukaryota, Fungi, Ascomycota, Sordariomycetes, Hypocreales, Nectriaceae. The coding region runs from base 1 to 2703 and encodes 900 amino acids. The transcript has a single exon. The record is from RefSeq and is a predicted model, not a curated record.